Doryrhamphus excisus (bluestripe pipefish) is the source of this 672-nucleotide messenger RNA. It is a transcript of the gene birc5a, whose product is annotated as baculoviral IAP repeat containing 5a. Lineage: Eukaryota; Metazoa; Chordata; Actinopteri; Syngnathiformes; Syngnathidae. The record is from RefSeq and is a predicted model, not a curated record.
UUUCAUCCAAUCAAAACAUACAGUGAAUUUGAAAACGCCUGUCUGAUUUUGAAUAGUGGCGGUGAGAGGUUUAUUUGGCAAGGGAGCAACUUUAUUUUUGAAAGCACGUCUUUUAGUUUUAAUAAACAUGGCACACAUUAAAGACGAAAACCUCAAGAUGUACUUUUAUGAGAACAGGCUGAAAACCUUUGAGGGGUGGCCAUUCGACGAAGACUGCGCGUGUACACCUGAAAGUAUGGCAAAAGCUGGUUUCAUUCACACACCUUCAGACAACAGCCCAGAUUCAGCCAUGUGCUUCUUCUGCCUUAAAGAGUUGGAGGGCUGGGAGCCAGAGGAUGACCCAGAGAAAGAACACAAAUCUCACUCGCCUACCUGCCACUUCAUUGCCCUGAAGAAAAAAGUGGAAGAUCUGACUAUGGAAGAGUUUUUUAAGCUCCAGAAAGAGAAAAGCAAAACCAUCAUUAACAAAUGUGACGAGGACAUCAACAAAUUUGAGGAGGCAGCAAGAUUGAAAAGAGCAGAAAUAGUCAAGUUGGGCAAAUAAAGCAGGGACCAAAUUUGCUGUCAGCCCUUGAAAGUAAAGUUGGACACUGUUAUUGCACAUAUUUGUACAGUUGUUUUUGUAUAUACACUAGUAUAGUAUACCUAUAACAGUAAAUGUUGGGCUAUGAA